This is a messenger RNA of Lactuca sativa (garden lettuce), 864 nucleotides long. Lineage: Eukaryota; Viridiplantae; Streptophyta; Magnoliopsida; Asterales; Asteraceae. The record is from RefSeq and is a predicted model, not a curated record.
AUGGCCUACAACAUCACCGGUGGCAUACCACCACAGUUUGGAAAUUUAACUCAACUACAAAGGCUGGAUCUUUCUUUUAAUCACUUGAUUGGGGAGAUCCCAAAGGAGUUUAGGAAGAUGAAUAGUAUUUUGAAAUUGUCCUUGGUUGAUAACCACUUUUCAGGCAUUAUACCUCUAGAGAUCGGAUCUUGUGAACUCCUUGAAGUACUCGAUCUAUCCACAAAUAGAUUGAAUGGGUCAAUACCAAAAAGUAUUAGUCAAUGUGAACAUAUCCACUACUUGAAUCUUAGUAAUAACAUGAUGAGUGAGAAAAUUCCAUCGGAGAUUGGUAAAGUAGUUCAACUUACGGAACUUGAUUUAUCUCAUAAUUUCCUCACAAAAGAGAUACCAUCUGAAGCUCAAAGUUUGAAAAAUCCACAAAAAUUGAAUCUUUCUCACAAUAGACUAUAUGGUUCUAUUCCUAAUACUUUUACAAUUUUGCCAUGUGGGAUUGAUAUCAACCUGUCUUUCAAUGAGCUCUUAGGUCCGGUUCCCCCGUGCGCCAACUUUAUUAAUGCAUCCAUACAAGGUAAUCCAGAUAUAGAUCUUGCUUAUACGAUAGUGGCAACAGAGAAAUGUGAUGUCUAUAGCUUUGGGAUUGUCGCACUAGAAGUGAUCAUGGGAAAGCUUCACGGAGAACUACCAACAUUGUCUGCUGAUUAUUUGGUGUUAGCAAAUGUUGGAGAUAGUCGAAUUUCACUUCCUUCGCCACAAGUUGAGAAACAAGUAAAUUUAGUACUCAAUCUCUCAAGAGCAUGUUUGAACUCGAAUCCACAUGGAAGGCCAACAAUGCGCCAAGUCUCAAAUCUGUUGAUGAAGGCUUGA